AGAAGAAGAAAAGAAAACAUCAUUAGCUAAAAGGGAGCAAUAACCCAAAAAAAUAAAGUUGAAGAAGAGAGUGAACAUCGGUUGGAGCUGGGGAGAGUUGAGCAGCCUGUCCCGAAUCUGUCGAUCCACAUAGUUGACGUGGUUUACUUCGGACCCGCAGAUAAAGAGAAGCUUCUUAGUGGAGAUCUAAAGAAGAAAGAAGAUCACUGUUUCUCCUCUGUAUCUUCAGAAAAAACGAGAGACAGAGUUUAGUGGAGGAAGAGGCAAUGGCGGCUAGGUAUUGGUGUCAUAUGUGUUCGCUAGCUGUGAAUCCUAUCAUUGACGCGGACAUCAAAUGUCCCUAUUGCCAAAGCGGGUUCGUUGAGGAAAUGAGCCAAGAUGAGGUCAAUAUCGCUGCUUCUGCUGCUGAUGUUGAUGGAAACGUCGAUAAUCAUGGAGACAUGGAACAUGAUGGAGAGAUUGAAUUAGACAGGGAGGUUGAUUCUAUCAUUAGGAUGAGACGAAGAAGCUCAGCUGCAAUAUUGCAGUUGGUUCAAGGCAUUCGUGCAGGGAUUAACUCGGACGGGAACACUACUUCUCGUUCCGCAAUUGGAGAUUACUUAGCUCGACAGGAGUUAGACCACUUGCUUCACAAUCUAGCUGAUAACGAUCCAAUAACGCGACAAGGUACUCUUCCAGCACGAAAGGAAGCAGUGGUGUAUCUCCGAACUGUUAAAGUAUGUGAGCCGUUGCAGUGUUCAGUUUGUUUGGAGGACUUUGAGAAAGGAAGUGAAGCUACAGAGAUGCCGUGUAAGCACAAGUUUCACAUGCGGUGUAUAGUACCGUGGCUUGAGCUUCACAGUUCGUGUCCUGUGUGCCGGUAUGAACUACCUCCUGAUGAGGAGGAGUUAAAGACUGAUCUGUUGAGACCCAGAACAAGAAGUGUAAGGAUCAUCAACUUAAGUAAUGAGAAUGUGGAAGAGGAUGCAAGGAACAUUGGUGGGAGCGAGAGAAGGUUCUCAUUACAGUGGCCGUUCAGUGGAUUGUUAUCUUCCUCCUCUUCGUCAUCAGGAUCAACAUCAGGGUCGUCUCAACUCAGUGAGAACUCAAGUUAAGGAUUAAAAAUAAAAUAAAAAACAAUCUCUACCCCUUUCUAUAUUCGUCAGGUUGAAGUACAUAACAUAACUUUUGAUGAAUGGAGUAGUUUCUUUGUUUUGUUUUAUAUCAUCUUGAUAGGAACAAGUAUUAUUCUCAAGAUAAUUCUUUCAACCUA
Raphanus sativus (radish) is the source of this 1252-nucleotide messenger RNA. RefSeq names its product E3 ubiquitin-protein ligase SIRP1. The record is from RefSeq and is a predicted model, not a curated record. The transcript has 3 exons. Gene Ontology annotation, cellular component: cytoplasm. Gene Ontology annotation, molecular function: ubiquitin protein ligase activity. NCBI's taxonomy places the organism in Eukaryota, Viridiplantae, Streptophyta, Magnoliopsida, Brassicales, Brassicaceae. Gene Ontology annotation, biological process: protein ubiquitination. Bases 267 to 1094 code for a protein of 275 amino acids.